AUGCCACUUCAUCCAGAAUCACCCGGUGGCUCGCCGCCCGUUUCGGAUCAUAGCGAGUCCUCCGUGGCCUCUCACAAGAAGUCGCGCUCUGGCAGUAUCAACAGCGUCCCGUCCACUGGUAGCUCCAAGCGCAAGAUUAAAAUGAGUAGUCCCCAGGUGUUGGGUUCUCGUCGUACCAGCAUCGGCCUGGCCAAUGGUGCUAGUGCCGAAGACUCGUGUUUAUUUGUCGACAACCUUAUUCGUGUCGUACAAAAGCGACUACGCUCCGAAUUGGGCUUUCGUGAAGUGUUUGUUGCCACAGGCAAGGAGGCAUCAGCGGAUGACACUGAUAAUGGCCGCUCGCGGUCAUUAGUGAUUGCUUCUAAUUUGAACGAAUCGCCUAAAAAGAAUGAAGAACCGCAGCCAUGGGAUGCUAUGGCUGCCAGCAAACGUCCACUUUUAUACGGUAAUGAUAACUCCAAAAUCAAUGGCGUUUUGCCAUGUAGUGACUGCUCCAAGGGAACGGUAUAUGUAUCACAAGGCUAUGAAAAGAAACAGCGACUACUGGUUAUAGUUCCGUACCGUGAAGCCGGUAUCUGGAGCCGCAGCAUCUGUAUGAAUCAAUUUGAUAGCGACAAAGACAGUGGCUCAAUGAUGUCUUACUUAAAGAAAGCUCUGAGCGAGAAUUAUGGGGUUGUCAUCCUGAACCCAGCCGCUCAAAGUUGCCAUCCACGUACGCACGUCGAGCAUGCAUGGGAUCAACUCAUCGCGCCGUUGCUAUGCGACGUCUUUAUCGUUGCAUUCUCACGUGGUGCACAGAUGGUACUUCAUCUUUUAAAUCAUGACAAUGGCCAGGGCGUCGUACAAGACCGUGUCAAGGCGCUAGCUCUUGUUGAGCCAUCCCAUUACGUUAGUGACAACGACACGUACUUUGCUCGACGAAUUCUCGCGCGUCGUGCCGUGUCAUGGAUUUUGAACUCGGAAAUCGACGUUGGGUGCAAGAUUCCACAGGGUCCGACACGUCAUGGCUGCGUCUGUGUUUCUGCAGGUACUGUACCGUCCAAUGUACUAGGUAGCAGUGGUGCUUAUGCGCUAGAAAUGGUCAAAAGUUCUGUCUUUGGAUCAUUUGCCGCUCGAAGUGGCGAAGCUGCGGGAAUUACGGUCAAUGCGACGAAAAUCAAUGCGUGUGGCAUUUGUCAUCGCAAGUUAUCGAUGCUUAAUCGACGCAUACCGUGCUCGUGGUGCGAAGUCAAGUACUGCAGUCGUUGUUGUGAAGAUAAGUUUGUACCAGCGUUUGGAAGCUGGCGCGUUUGUUCCUUGUGUCAAUCGCUACCGUGCUUGAUCGACCCCCGUCGAAAAAAUCGCAGUGCAACGAACCAUUCAAGCCCCACGGCAGCAGGUCAAGAACGUUGCAGUGUCUUCAUCCGACCGACCGCUGAUGAUGACGAUCCAGUGUGUCUCGGAGACUUUGAGAUUGUCAAACUUGUUGGUCGUGGGGCUUGUGGACGCGUGAAAUUGGUACGCAAGAAGCACGGGUACGAUGAAGGCGUAUUUUAUGCGAUGAAAGCGAUCCGAAAGAAAUUGAUGAUUCAAAGAGGGUUGGUGGAAGCAACCAAUGCCGAGCGACGAAUUCUUGAUCGUAUUAAACAUCCAUAUGUGGCAACACUUUGCUAUGCUUUUCAGACUGAAGCCAAGCUUUAUCUACUGUCUAAGUAUUAUCCAGGUGGCAACCUCUUGGACCAAAUGCGUCUGGCGCGGCGGUUCUCAGAGGAUCGUACACGAUUGUACACUGCUGAAGUAGCCCUUGCCAUUCACCACUUGCACCAGAAUGAUAUAAUUUAUCGCGAUCUUAAGUUGGAGAACGUAUUGGUGGAUUCUGACGGGCACGUCGCACUCACAGAUUUUGGCAUGUCUAAGGAAAAUAUGCCCGACAAAGGCCGUACGACAACGUUCGUGGGUACAUACCAGAUGAUGGCCCCUGAAGUGUUUAGUGGAAAAUCGUACUCACGCGCCGUGGAUUGGUGGGCACUGGGUGUCAUGGUGUACGAAAUGAUUGAUGGUCGCACUCCUUUUAAUGCCAAGACUAAUCGAUUGAUCAAGGAACGUAUUGUUAAUGUUGAUCUCAAAUUUUCACCACGAUUUACGGAUGAUGCUAAAGACUUUGUUUCAAGAUUGCUGACCAAGAACGAAGCUAAUCGUCUUGGUUCGGGGCCUCAUGGUUUCCAACAGAUCAAAACUCAUCCAUGGUUUAAAGGAUUGGAUUGGGGCAGUGUCGAGCGAAAAGAGGCUUUGUUUGAAGGUCAAUACGCUUUAAUGGAGAAACACGCAAAAGAAUACCGCACGGACGAUAUCUUUGAGACAUACAUGAACACAAUCGAAGUCCCUGUUGACACGCCUGCGUCAGCUAAGAGCUCAAACGACGAAUUGUUCAACGAUUUUGCAUUUAACUACAUGGAUGGCCCAGAAGAAGAGCAACGGGAUGUGCCUGAGCCAGACGAAGAAGGAGACGGUCAGAACCCGCUGUCGCCUAUCUCAUCAAACGACAGCACGAGCGAUCGAAUGUUGAAGUCUCACUCGUUAGGACAACCAAAAGACAGAAUGCUGGCCACGUUCUUGUCGACGAACGGUCUGGACUUUGACUUAACGCUGUUACGCCCGGAUCAAGCGACGGACUUUGGUGUUUCGGCCUGCUCUUUCAUAAGCUUGGAUGGCACUGAAGACGAGGCUGCGGAGCCUGCUGAGCGAUUGAACGACCUUGUGGAAACGACAUCUGAUGAGGAUGAUGCAGAAACGGACGACAAAGAAAAGCCGUUGAGAUCAUUAUCGCAAUCCGUGUCGCCUACGAAUAGUGAUGGCACGGACGUGGACUCGAGACUGGAAAGUACGCGUAAGAUGCUGCUUUAA
This is a messenger RNA of Plasmopara halstedii, 2883 nucleotides long. Its product is annotated as agc protein kinase. The transcript has a single exon. The record is from RefSeq and is a predicted model, not a curated record. NCBI's taxonomy places the organism in Eukaryota, Oomycota, Peronosporomycetes, Peronosporales, Peronosporaceae. Bases 1 to 2883 code for a protein of 960 amino acids. Gene Ontology annotation, molecular function: ATP binding; protein serine/threonine kinase activity. Gene Ontology annotation, biological process: protein phosphorylation.